AAGUUCCCCGGCAACGAGCAGCAUCCACCCGGCGGAAGGCUGGAGCCAGCGGGGCCCGAAAGGCUGUGGAGUGAGCCGGCCUCUUCGUGUCCUGCGCGCGCCCCAUUCCUCGUCCUGCUCUUUCUGGGCCGCCCACCCCCAAUUCUCGACUUGCUAUUUAGGCUAGGGAAAGCCUAGGAAGGGGGUUAGGAGCAGCCGCGCCCCCCUCCCUGCGGCCGCCGCCCCCUGCACUUUCGGCUCUGCUCCCUGCCGCGUGCGCCCGGGCACUGCGCUCCGGCAGGCUCCAGCCAUGUCGAUGUUGCCGUCGUUCGGCUUUACGCAGGAGCAAGUGGCGUGCGUGUGCGAGGUUCUGCAGCAAGGUGGGAACCUGGAGCGCCUGGGCAGGUUCCUGUGGUCUCUGCCCGCCUGCGACCACCUGCACAAGAACGAGAGUGUACUCAAGGCCAAGGCCGUGGUCGCCUUCCACCGCGGGAACUUCCGCGAGCUCUACAAGAUCCUGGAAAGCCACCAGUUCUCGCCUCACAACCAUCCCAAGCUGCAGCAACUGUGGUUGAAGGCGCACUACGUGGAAGCCGAGAAGCUGCGCGGCCGGCCCCUGGGUGCCGUGGGUAAAUAUCGGGUGCGCCGAAAAUUCCCGCUGCCGCGCACGAUCUGGGACGGCGAGGAGACCAGCUACUGCUUCAAGGAGAAGUCGCGGGGCGUACUGCGGGAGUGGUACGCGCAUAACCCCUACCCCUCGCCGCGUGAGAAGCGGGAGCUGGCCGAGGCCACCGGCCUCACCACCACCCAGGUCAGCAAUUGGUUUAAGAACCGGAGGCAAAGAGACCGGGCCGCCGAGGCCAAGGAAAGGGAGAACACCGAAAACAAUAACUCCUCCUCCAACAAGCAGAAUCAACUCUCUCCUCUGGAAGGGGGCAAGCCGCUCAUGUCCAGCUCAGAAGAAGAAUUCUCACCUCCCCAAAGUCCAGACCAGAACUCGGUCCUUCUGCUGCAGGGCAAUAUGGGCCACGCCAGGAGCUCAAACUAUACUCUCCCGGGCUUAACGGCCUCUCAGCCCAGCCAUGGCCUGCAAGCCCACCAGCAUCAGCUCCAGGACUCCUUGCUGGGCCCUCUCACCUCCAGUCUGGUGGACUUGGGGUCCUAAGUGGGGAGGGACUGGGGCCUUGAAGCAGCAACUAGGGACACUUGUAAAUAGAAAUCAGGAACAUUUUUGCAGCUUGUUUCUGGGGUUCUUUGUGCAUAAAGGAAUGGUGGACUUUCACAAAUAUCUUUUUAAAACUCAAAACCAACAGCAAUCUCAAACUUAGUCAUCUUCUUUUCUCCGACUCUUUCCACUUUUGCAUUUCCCCUCCCAGUACAGAUAUCAGG
Messenger RNA from Molossus molossus (Pallas's mastiff bat), 1368 nucleotides. RefSeq names its product SIX homeobox 1 (gene SIX1). Lineage: Eukaryota; Metazoa; Chordata; Mammalia; Chiroptera; Molossidae. The transcript is spliced from 2 exons. Bases 290 to 1144 code for a protein of 284 amino acids. Gene Ontology annotation, biological process: regulation of transcription by RNA polymerase II. Gene Ontology annotation, molecular function: DNA-binding transcription factor activity, RNA polymerase II-specific; RNA polymerase II cis-regulatory region sequence-specific DNA binding. The record is from RefSeq and is a predicted model, not a curated record. Gene Ontology annotation, cellular component: transcription regulator complex; nucleus.